AUGGCACCCAUCUUUAAACUCCUCACUCUCCUCUCCCUCUCCCUCUACACCUCAGCCCAAGGCACGCAAUUCAUCACGGGAGCCUGUACCUCCGACGCCGCCUGCGCAUCCGGCUGCUGCGGCUUCACAUCCGGCAAAUGCGCCGCACCCUUCGUAGCCAACGAGCGGGGCGAAGGCUGUGGCUUCGGCGACGCACAACCAAACAACAAUGCGUUGAACGGCGGCAACAAAGCCGCGGGCGGCACUCAACCACCGCAACGGCAACCGCAAGCACCGGCAUCCGGACAAACCAUGGUAGGCGAAGAAGCAGCAUCCCCAGCAGCACCAGCAGCAGCAGCCCCGACUCAAGCUAAAGGCACACAAUUCAUCACGGGCGCGUGUACAUCCGACGCCGACUGCGCAUCCAGCUGCUGCGGGUUCAAGAGCGGCAAGUGUGCGGGACCGGUGGUAGCGCAGGAGCGAGAUGGCGGGUGUGGAUUUGGAAAUGCGCAGCCGAAUGACGAUGCGGCUAGGGCGUUGCAAGGGAGGAGCUUGGGACGGAGGGGUCCUGGGUUCAUGUAA
Bipolaris zeicola 26-R-13 is the source of this 561-nucleotide messenger RNA. RefSeq lists its product as uncharacterized. The transcript is spliced from 2 exons. The record is from RefSeq and is a predicted model, not a curated record. The coding region runs from base 1 to 561 and encodes 186 amino acids. NCBI's taxonomy places the organism in Eukaryota, Fungi, Ascomycota, Dothideomycetes, Pleosporales, Pleosporaceae.